AGAGCAGGCAGCCGCGGCCUCGGGAGCAGCCGGAGCCGGAGCUGCCGGAGCGGCGGGCGGGAGCGGCGCUGGGGGGGCAGGCCUGGCGCGGCGCCCCCACCAUGGAGAUCGAGAAGGAGUUCCACCGGCUCGACCAGGCCGCCAGCUGGGCCGCCAUCUACCAGGACAUCAGGCAUGAAGCCAGUGAUUUUCCAUGUAAAGUGGCCAAACAUCCCCGAAACAAAAAUAGAAAUAGGUACAGAGAUGUCAGCCCCUUUGAUCACAGUCGAAUUAAGCUAAACCAAGGUGACAAUGACUAUAUCAAUGCUAGUUUGAUAAAAAUGGAAGAGGCCCAAAGGAGCUACAUCCUUACCCAGGGACCUUUGCCAAAUACUUGUGGUCACUUUUGGGAGAUGGUUUGGGAACAGAAAAGCCGUGGUGUUGUCAUGUUGAACAGAGUGAUGGAAAAGGGAUCCAUAAAGUGUGCACAGUACUGGCCACGGAAGGAGGAGAAAGAAAUGUUUUUUGAAGAUACAAACUUGAAACUAACGUUGAUAUCUGAAGAUAUAAAAUCAUAUUACACAGUACGACAGCUAGAAUUGGAAAACGUUACAACACAGGAAACUAGAGAGAUUCUGCACUUUCAUUAUACUACGUGGCCUGACUUUGGCGUCCCAGAGUCACCUGCUUCAUUCCUCAAUUUCCUGUUCAAAGUGAGAGAGUCUGGCUCACUUAACCCUGAGCAUGGACCCGUUGUGGUGCACUGCAGCGCAGGAAUUGGGAGAUCAGGAACUUUUUGUUUGGUUGAUACAUGUCUUCUACUGAUGGACAAACGGAAAGAUCCUUCUUCUGUGGACGUUAGACAGGUUCUCCUCGAAAUGAGGAAGUACAGAAUGGGACUUAUACAGACAGCCGAUCAGCUCCGUUUCUCCUACUUAGCUGUUAUUGAAGGGGCAAAAUUCAUUAUGGGAGAUGCUUCAGUGCAAGAACAGUGGAAAGAGCUCUCCAAUGAAGACCUGGACCCACCACCUGAACAUACCCCACCACCUCCCAGACCACCAAAGCGAACCUCAGAAAUGCACAAUGGAAGGAUGCAUGAACACACAGAAUUCUUUCCUAAACAUCAAGUAGUAGAGGAAGAGAUUAGAUGUUCGGUCAGCACUGCGGAAGAGAUGGUUCCAGAUGGCAGAGCUCGUUCAUCUGUGCCACUGAUUGCAGACAGCACUAGUCAAGACACUGAAAUUCGGAGGAGAACUGUUGGUGAAAAUCUGCGUCUCUCACCCCACAAAGAAGAGUCGGUGAAGUCAGAAAACUCAGAAGAGGAUGAUGAGAACAUGAUAACAACUUGGAAGCCAUUUCUAGUGAAUAUAUGCAUGUUCACUUUCCUCACGGCAGGAGCUUAUCUCUGUUACAGGGUGUGUUUUCAUUGAUGGACAUGCCAACAAGAUCGACCCUGCAGAAAACACCAACGAUUUGAUCGGUUUGUAAUAAGCUUCUCUGAAAGAAAGCUAAUUGAGGCAUGUGAGCCUUGUCUCAGUGGAGGUAGAUCUUAGGUUGAAAGGCCAGAACUUCGGUUAGGGCUUAAAGAGAGAAUUGAUGCACUAGGGUUUUAUCUAGCCCUGUGGUCCCAAGAACAUAAUAUUCUAAUCUCAGGGCCUUAAAAUAUUCAGGAGUAAGCAGAGAAAAUGCCAAAUAGUCUGUUUUCCUUUUUUUCUUUUUUUUUUUAAACUAAAUAAUAGAAUUACAACACAUUGUUGUUUUUAGCCUUUUUUAAAAAGCCAGUUCUUCUUCUUUUGUGUUUCAGAAAAACUAGGCACAAGUGAAACUUGCUUGUACUCUCCAAGUGUUGUAACCAAAUACAUGACUUAUAUUGAUGAGGUCCCAAAAAAAGAGAAAGAAACCCACAUACCUGAAGAAUGUAAACUUUUUGGAAG
Haliaeetus leucocephalus (bald eagle) is the source of this 1913-nucleotide messenger RNA. It is a transcript of the gene PTPN1, whose product is annotated as protein tyrosine phosphatase, non-receptor type 1. Gene Ontology annotation, biological process: protein dephosphorylation. The coding region runs from base 102 to 1409 and encodes 435 amino acids. Gene Ontology annotation, molecular function: protein tyrosine phosphatase activity. The transcript is spliced from 9 exons. The record is from RefSeq and is a predicted model, not a curated record. NCBI's taxonomy places the organism in Eukaryota, Metazoa, Chordata, Aves, Accipitriformes, Accipitridae.